Babesia microti strain RI is the source of this 543-nucleotide messenger RNA. RefSeq lists its product as hypothetical. Bases 1 to 543 code for a protein of 180 amino acids. The record is from RefSeq and is a predicted model, not a curated record. Lineage: Eukaryota; Apicomplexa; Aconoidasida; Piroplasmida; Babesiidae. The transcript has a single exon.
AUGGUUAAGAAUAAGCAUGGCUUUUACUCCAAUGGAGCUAAGAAAAAUAAAUAUCUGCAAAAAAAAAACAUGUAUUAUAUUAUAGAUCAAAAAUCUCUUAGCAAAUAUAAGAAAUAUGUAUCUAGCCAGCAAGAUUGUAGUGAAGACCAAUCAGAUGUUAACAGUGGAGUUGCUAUAAGUAGUAGGAGACAUACAAUUGUUAAACCAGAUAUACAAAUUGUUUCCAAAUUUGAUCAUGAUUCAGAAUCAAUUAAAAAUGAACAAUCUGAUCUCAGUGGUAAUGAUAGCAAUUCAAAACAUGAACCAUUGCAACUAAAUGGUGUUAAACCUAAAAAAAGUAUAUCAAAAUGGAAUAAAACUAGGAUUGAAUAUCAAAGAGCUGAGGCAGACCGGAUUUCAGAGAUUAAGGCGAUUAAGACAUUAAAAAGGAAGCUGCGGAAAACCCGUAUACAAACCACGAAACUGCUAACUCAAAAGACUAAAAAGGGACAACCUGUAAUGAAAAAUGUGAUUAAACAUUUACUAUUUAAAUUACAUAGUUGA